AUGGCUUUCUCAUCUAUUGCACUUGCAGACACUCCUCCAAAUCCAAACGACCCCCUUUCACAAUCACCAACUUCGACGUUCGGUGCCCCGUCAGCUGCUAUGGGUAUACCAACGUCAGCUGCAGGAUCAGCAGCAACCAAUAGUGGUAUAAGUUCAAAUAUGCCAGUUGUAACUGCUACGGGCGAUGAUUCAUUAGAAGACCCAUUAGAUGAUGGGAAUGUGUUUAGUCAAGGCCGCAGUGCGGCUGUCGGUCCUCAAGGAAUGGCUAAACUAAGACGUGAUUCUAUUGCACAUUCUCAAGGUAUGGGAGGUGUAUCUUGGGGGUCACUAACUAUUGGAUCCUGGUUAAGAGAUGAAGUUAUGUUUCAUGCAACUCUUAAAAAUUCAAGAAGUAAUAGCGUGUCAAAGACAACGACUGUACACCUAUAUCCCCCAUCGUCAUCAUCUCAAACAACAAGCAGAAGGCCGUCACAUUCUGUAAAUUUUACAGCAGCUUCACCGCCAGCGGCAUACAAUGCUUAUCUACCAAAUUUAGAGAAACAAUACUGUAAGGAUUACUCUUGCUGUGGGUUAUCGUUACCAGGAUUGCACGAUUUGUUGAGACACUAUGAAGAGGCUCAUAUUGCUACUUCACCAAGUUCAAAUACUCAGAUACCAGGUCCAACAGGUCCUUCUUCUAAGAAGAGAUUUUAUCGCCAACAAACUCCAUCGGAUAUGACUGGUAUACCGCGACAGCAGCAGCAGAUGCCAGCUCCUCAUAAUCAGCAGCACCAUCAAUCUCAACAACAACAGCAUCAGAUGGAGAUAGCUUCACAACAACUGUCAGCUAACAGUUUUCGUAAAACAACUUUACAGCAACAGAAUCCUUCUCAACAUCAACAUCAUCAACAGCAGCAACACAUAAUACAGCAACAGUUAAGUCCUCAUUCCACAAUGACAGGUUCGGCUGCUAGUGUAAGAGCUAGUGGAUCACCUACACCGCUCGGAACAACAGGUGCAACGGGUUCGGAACCACCGCAAGGUCCUCAAUUACACUUAAAUGGUAGUUUAGUGGAUGCAGUCUCUACAAAUGACGUUUUCCUUCAAGCUGGUAAUGGUACUCAUUCUCAUGGUCCAUCACCAGUUGCAAGACAUAUGGCUGCUAGGCAACAACGGCAUAAUAUUCAACAGUCACAUCAUCCUCAUCAGCAACAUCCAAAUCUCCAUCAUCCUCAUCCACAUCAACAGUCUUCUCACGCAAAUGUGGUUCAACAAAAUACUGCUGCUCAUCAAAGUGGUAAAAUACCGUUAACCCCACAGCAUUCUUUUAACGCUUAUUCUUUACAAAGCGGUAAAAACUCACGUCAUAGCGGUAGUGGUAGUGGCAGUGGUAGUAGUACUAGCAGUAAUGCGAAUAACAAUACAAUAGUACAACUACCAAGUGCUCUCCCUAAUAUGAAUAAUAAGCUUGGUACUAAUAAAUUUACCACCAACAUGUCAACAGGUUUAGAAUUAGAUUUUAUGGACGAAGAUUUGGUUGGUUCAGAUGUAGAUGGAGCCGAUUCAGCUGCCUUUAUGAGGCUGGCGAGUGCUUCACCUCAUUCAGGAAUGCCGUUAGCACCUCAAUCGCCUUCGGCGUCAUCAAGAUUUGCAUCAAUGGCAGUACCCACAUCGAUACAUCAUCCAACACCUCCAACUAGUACCGCAGCGUUAGCGGGACCUCUAAUGAAUGCCACUAGUGGUGUCGAUGAAGAUGACGUAGAUGAGGAUGAAGAUGAAGAUGAAGACGAAGACGAAGAUGAAGUCGAAGAUGAAGAUGAAGACAUGUCAGGUGAUGCGUCAAAUUCUCAAUCAAAGACAUUACAACAUAAUUUCCACAGACAAGAGGGUUAUAUCGAUGAUCCUGCUAGGAGACUUUACGUUAUGGACCACGAAGAGCAUAAGCCCUUUAAAUGUCCUGUCAUCGGUUGUGAUAAAACUUAUAAGAAUCAAAAUGGUCUAAAAUAUCAUAAAUUACACGGUCAUCAAAACCAGAAACUACAUGAGAAUCCUGACGGCACUUUCAGUAUUAUAGAUCCAGAAUCCAAUGAACCAUACCCAGAUGGUAUGGGUUACGAAAAGGAUAAACCAUAUCGUUGCGAAGUUUGCGGAAAACGUUACAAGAACUUAAACGGACUCAAAUAUCAUAGGGGCCACUCAACCCAUUGA
Messenger RNA from Zygosaccharomyces rouxii, 2187 nucleotides. It is a transcript of the gene SFP1, whose product is annotated as zinc-coordinating transcription factor SFP1. Lineage: Eukaryota; Fungi; Ascomycota; Saccharomycetes; Saccharomycetales; Saccharomycetaceae. Gene Ontology annotation, cellular component: nucleus. The record is from RefSeq and is a predicted model, not a curated record. The coding region runs from base 1 to 2187 and encodes 728 amino acids. The transcript has a single exon.